UUUCUUACAUGACCUCUCAAUUAUAAUAACUCAUUUGAUAAGAAAAUACUCGUCUAUAAUUUCGCGGCGAAGGUCUACAUUCUAUUUCACAUCUUGGUACCACCAGUUAUAUGCUUUUCGUAUUGUCCUAAGAUUCACCAUUUUUUAUUAGAAUAAAAGUACAGGUAGAAUGAAGUUUGGAAGAAGACAUGGAUCGGAUGAUGAUCAUUCCUCGGAUGAUGAUCAUUCCUCGGAUGAUAUGUGCAGUGAACACGUUACUCAUUGCUGCAAAUGCUACGAUAUCUCCCAAAUUUUUUCAUCCGAUACGAGACAGUCCACUUCGCUUACAAAGCAAUCUUUUGAGUGUGUGGAAACUGAUAUUUCGACGGAGCCAUCAGCGAGGUCUUCAUUGGCCUCUGAGUUUACAAACUCACCUUGCAUUAAAACAAGGGUCAAGUGGACAGCAGAUCUCCAUGACAAGUUUGUAGAGUCUGUGAAUCACCUUGGUGGCCCCAUGAAAGCGACACCAAAGCAGAUCUUGAAGCUGAUGAGAACACAUGAAUUGACCAUCUACCAAGUCAAGAGCCAUCUUCAGAAAUAUCGAACGCAAAAACAUGUUCAAAAUUCCAUACAAGGAACAAGUUUGAAAGAAGAGAAGAUUCAUCUGGAGGGUUCGGGAAUCACAGAGUUUAUAAGAUUGCAAGAUAAAGUGGGACAACAUCUUCAAGAACAACUAGAGAUCCAAAGAGAAUUAUACCUGUUAGUUGAAGAACAAAAUAAAAAACUCCACGAGAUGAUUACAUAUCAAAAACGAAAGAACUCGUAAAUACAGUAAAGUAAGAGUGGAACUUACAUGUAGUUACUUGCUAUCAUGAGUGAUAAGAAGAAGAAAAAUGUAGUAG
Molecule: messenger RNA, 881 nt
Organism: Brassica oleracea var. oleracea
Lineage: Eukaryota; Viridiplantae; Streptophyta; Magnoliopsida; Brassicales; Brassicaceae
Product: protein PHR1-LIKE 1-like
Exons: 6
Coding region: 170-805 (211 amino acids)
Molecular function (GO): DNA-binding transcription factor activity; DNA binding
Source: RefSeq, a predicted model, not a curated record